Messenger RNA from Bactrocera dorsalis (oriental fruit fly), 3073 nucleotides. RefSeq names its product disheveled-associated activator of morphogenesis 1 (gene DAAM). The record is from RefSeq and is a predicted model, not a curated record. Gene Ontology annotation, biological process: positive regulation of actin filament polymerization; actin cytoskeleton organization. Gene Ontology annotation, molecular function: small GTPase binding; actin binding. Lineage: Eukaryota; Metazoa; Arthropoda; Insecta; Diptera; Tephritidae.
CGUGCGGUUUCAGACCGUCAUAAAUGACCUGGAUCGCACGAGGGGCACCUAUAGCGACAAUAUCAAUCUGCAAACCGCCAUCAUGUCAUUUAUCAACGCCGUGCUCAACUAUGGGCCCGGCCAAGAGAGUCUCGAGUUCCGUCUACACUUGCGUUAUGAGUUUCUCAUGCUCGGCAUACAACCGGUCAUCGAUAAACUGCGCAAGCACGAGAACGAAACACUUGAUAGGCAUUUGGACUUUUUCGAAAUGGUGCGCGCCGAAGAUGAAAAGGAGCUGGCGCGCAAAUUUAAUCACGAACAUGUGGAUACGAAAAGCGCCACGGCUAUGUUUGAUUUGCUGCGUCGCAAAUUGAGCCACUCGCCCGCGUAUGCACAUUUAUUAUCGAUGCUAGAGCACAUGCUCUUGUUGCCAUAUACUGGACCUUCCACACAGCACUGGCUGAUGUUCGAUCGCGUCGUGCAACAGAUCGUACUACAGACCGAGGGACGACCACAAAGCGAUAUCGAUCCCGAUGAUCCCAAUAAAGAGAAGCUACCCUCGCUAACACCGCGUGAUCCCGAUGUCGCGCCGCUACAAAUAAAUGUUAGCGAAAUCGUGCAAUUGCUGGUGAAAGAAGAGGAACUGACACAGGCGCGUAAACGCGCCGACGAACUGGAACGUGAAAAUUUCGAAGUUCAAUCGCGGCUCGCCAAAAAGGAACAAGAGCUGGAUCAACGUCAACAGGAAAAGGAGGAUUUGGAGACGAGUUUGGCGCGCAUGCGUGAACGUCUGGAAAAGGAGUCGGCGAAUCAUUCGCAAGCCGUACAACGUGCACAGACCGCAGAAAUGAAGGCGGAGGAUCUGCAACAUCGUCUCAUGACCGAACAACAAGAGCGCACACGUCUCGAACGGCUAGUCACCGAAGGUAGUAUACCGGACGACCAAAAGGUGGCCGGUCUUACCGGUUGCAAUGGCGCCGUAUCACCACCACCACCGCCGCCACCGAUGAAGGCAGUGCCACCACCACCGCCACCGAUGGCCGCAGCGCCGCCGCCACCACCACCAUGUCCCGGCGCACCACCACCGCCCGCCAUGGCGCCAACAAUGGCGCCGCCACCACCUAAAACUGAGGUGCCCAAAAAGAAUGUGCCACAACCUUCGAAUCCGCUAAAGAGCUUCAAUUGGUCCAAAUUGCCCGAUGCCAAGGUGCAAGGCACGGUCUGGAGUGAAUUGGACGAGUCAAAAUGGUACAAUAACAUGGAGUUGGAGUCGAUAGAUAAACUCUUCUCGGCAUAUCAAAAGAACGGCGUGGUUAAUGACGGCUCUGUGGAAGAUCUAAGAGUUAUGGGCAAGCAGCGCACAAAAAUACUCUCCGUCAUCGAUGGACGACGUGCACAAAACUGCACUAUACUCUUGAGCAAAUUAAAGAUGAGUGAUGAGGAGAUCUCCAAAGCCAUUUUGUCAAUGGACAGCAAUGAGCAAUUAGCUCUUGAUAUGGUGGAACAACUGCUGAAGUUUACACCCUCGGCUGAGGAGCGCGCUCUACUGGACGAACAUAGCGAAGAUAUUGAGUCUUUGGCGCGUGCUGAUCGUUUUCUUUACGAAAUUUCUAAAAUCCCUCACUAUGAGCAGCGUUUGAAGAGUCUUCACUAUAAGAAACGCUUUAUGAUCACGGUCAAUGAUCUGAUACCGCGCAUACGCAGUGUUAUGGAGGCAUCACGCGAGAUAGCGCGUUCGAGACGUUUACGCAAGUUACUGGAAUUGGUGCUGGCGUUAGGUAACUACAUGAACCGUGGCGCGCGCGGCAAUGCCUCUGGCUUCCGACUCGCUUCGCUGAAUCGUCUAGGUGACACCAAAUCCAGCGCCGCCAAAGGUACCACACUACUACACUAUCUAGUGCAAAUGAUCGAUAAGAAAUUCAAAGAUUUGCUCAAACUUGAGGAUGACAUACCGCACGUACGUGAGGCGUCCAAAGUCUCGCUUGCCGAGAUGGACAAAGACAUACAAAUGUUGCGUACCGGUUUAGCGGAUGUGGCGCGCGAAAUCGAAUUCCAUCGCUCUGCGGGCCCAGCACAAACGGGCGAUCGCUUUCUACCUGUUAUGCGCGAAUUCCAUGCGCAAGCUUCGGUACGUUUCGCCGAAUUGGAAGAUAAAUUCCAGGAUAUGAAGACGCGUUUCGAUCGCGCCGUGCGCCUAUUCGGCGAAGACGGCGCUGUGCUACAACCCGAUGAGUUCUUCGGCAUUUUCGACACAUUCUUGACCGCGUUCACAGAAGCGCGUCAAGAUAACGACAACUUCCGUAAGCGUCUGGAGGAGGACGAGAAACGUGCCAAACAGGAGGCUGAGCUUAAGAAACGUACCAUCGAGCGCAAGAAUAAAGAGGGUUUAAUGUCGUCGGUGGCGCGCAAUUUAGGACUUACGUCGUCGGCGAGUACGACGGGUCGCGAUUCGCCGGCGAAGACAGGCGACAACAAUAAAGGCGAGUUCGAUGAUCUAAUAUCGGCGCUGCGUACCGGCGAUGUCUUCGGCGAGGAUAUGGCGAAGUUUAAGCGCUCACGUAAGACGCGCGCCAGCAAUGGCAGCGCGUCACCGCCGCGGCAUGGACUGCAUCGUGAGGAAAGUCGCGAGCGCACAGUGCGACGACAGUGAGCGGUUUUGAGCAGCGCAAGCGCGAAGUAGUAGGAAUUCUAGGUGCCGUGUAAGCGGAAGCUUUUUGUAUUCAGAUAAAGAAUUAUCUCACUGUAAUGAUAAUGACGCAGCGCAGACUGCGUAGCAAUUAGUUAUUGAUAUAUAUGGAUAAAGAAUUGGUAGAAAAGCUAUGAAUGUGUGUAAAUUUACUGAGGCGCUUGGACGCGCCUUGAUUUUUGUAGCUCCAGUGUAAGCAAACAGCACGCGAUAUACAUAUGUACGUAUAUGAAGUAAUGCUAUUAUUAUUAUUAUGAUUACCUAUUAAAUACUAUUAUUAUUAUUAUUAUUACUAAAAGCUAUUUAAAUAUAUAUACAUAAGUUUGUAAAAAUUUAAAUUUUAUUUAUAUUCAUAAAUGAUAUAAUUGCACUAAAAUAAAUAUAACGAAAUAUAUAAUUGAAAAAAAA